This is a messenger RNA of Lymnaea stagnalis (great pond snail), 3304 nucleotides long. NCBI's taxonomy places the organism in Eukaryota, Metazoa, Mollusca, Gastropoda, Lymnaeidae. The record is from the annotation of a GenBank genome assembly.
GAAGCAACCAGCCCGACAGGCACCGCUCAACCGCCAAGACUUGGCGAGAUUGUAAGAGUCAGGAUAUCGCCACAUCACAUCAAUGCGUCAUAGGAGAGAGUAAGCGACAGCAACAACAUUGUGUUCGUCUAACCGAAAAGUGAAAUGUUAAGUUGAAAUACAUCUCAUUGGGAUUUCAGUCAUCAAGUUACUGGGAAGCUGAUUUUGUACCAGAGACAAAAACAUUGCCUCAUUAUUUGGAUCUCCCCCCCAGGAAAGUGACAUUUUUAAGAUUAGCUUUAGAAUUUCUCAAGGGGCAACGGGUUUGAAAGAAAAUCUUUGAACGAAAAUCUUUGCCCUUUUUGGACUUAGAUCACGUUUGCAUUGGAAAGUUCAUGUAUUUCAGGGGCGUAGCGUUUAAGUCUUCAAGUGUUAAAGUUUAAGUUGUUUCUACUUGUGUUGUGGUUCCCCCUAUUCUCGGUUUUAGACACGUGGCUAUAUUACAAUAAACCGUUGCAACAUUUCUUGUUUGUUUUUUCUGGAGAGUUGGAUGUACACCAUCAGCCUGACUGAGAGUAUUCCGUAGUUGGAUUAUUGAAGUGCUGAUUGCUUGGAUUAAUGGCAAGAAAAUACUCUAUAAACAGUAGGUCUGCCGCGACAUGAACUUGUCUGUCCCAAGACCAAAAUGUCUGCCACCAAGCUGAGCAGAGUGGAAAUCUCGGGUCCUGUUCUCCAGAGCGCCACAAGCGUCAGAGUCAGUCCUGCUUUCAAAGACGGGAUCGUGUACUCCUCGACCGGGAACCUCCUCGGCCAGCAAGAUCAAAACAAACAGCACCCGUCGUUAACACCUGAGGAAGAAGCUUUACUGAGACUUCAGAACAAAUACGCCUCCCCCGAUAACCUGUCCCCGCCCAUCAUGAACGCGCAGCUGAGCAUAGCCAACAUAGAGGCGGACGCCGUCAGAUCCAAUGGCGGAAGCUCGACUUUUUCCGACACGUCCUCGGAUCUUUCCGACAUAACGACGUCAGUGCCGAGCGCUGGUUCGGCGUUCGUUCUGCCUCUGGUCGUCGGAAUCUCGGAAGAGGACAUCAACCAGGUAGAGAUGUUCUACCGCAGUCAUAAAACUGAAGUUAGGGUGUGCAAGUCCUUGGCCAAUCUGUAUGUCUCGGCCCCCAAAAUACCGGAGCGACCAACGAUACCUCAGAGCACUUUGUCCAACAAAGACAGGAAAUCCAAAACAAUUUCUGACAGUUCCGCCCCAAAGUCUCCGGAUCCCGCGGACAUCAACAAGGACGAGUGGGAGUUCUCUAAAACGGGUGUCCCGGUGCUCGUCUUAGAUUCCGGUGAGCAUUUACGCGAGAGACGUUUGAACAUCAUCCUCGCGGAGAAGGGCACCGGGUUCACACUGUGGCAGGACCAGAUCAAUCACAUGACCCGCUACAGCACGCCUCACACGAAUUUCCACACGAUUACACUCUCCACCGACUCAACGCGAUUGGUCGGGCUGAGUUUUGACGAAGGCAACGCGGCGACGGAGUUCGCGGAUGCUUUCCGCUCGCUGACGUCAAAUCCGGACGACGAUUUGUUGAAACUCAGCAAGAAGAAGAAGAAGGAAAAGAAGCCCAAGCAGAAGUACAAACCCCCGAAGAAAGUGGACAUCUCGCAGCCAUGUUGUUUUGUACACGUAACUAAACUAGAACGGCCAGACCUUAUGAGUGGUUUGUUUCCACCGCCCCCUAGCGGAGCAGACCUGGACAAGCUAGGGAUGACACGGGCCAUGAGUGAAAGCUCUGGUAUCUCAGAAUGCUCUACAAAUCCAUCGGACACCUAAUUUUUUUUUUUUUAAACAUCAAGUGCACCAAGAAAACACCCAACAAUUUUUGCGAUAAAGGAGUCUUCCGAAAGAAAAAAUUCAGGUUUUAAAAUCAGAACAAAAUCUUUGCGUACAAGUUAUAUGGUCUGGAAUACUAGUCACGAUUUUGAAAUUCCGGAAACAAUAUUCCAAGAAUAAUUCAACGCAUUGAUCAUAACUCUUUCAUAAUAUGUAUGUCAUAACAAAUUGACAUACUUGGGGCUUAGAUCAAAUCUAUCGAACUAGGCCACACAUCAAUGAUCUGAUGAACUAUUUCACAGGACAGAUCCUUUAGUGUACCAAAUCUCCUACAGACUGGAUCAUUCCGUGUGUCCACUCUCCUACAGAACGGAUCAUUCCGCGGGUCCACUCUUCUACAGCACAGAUCAAUCAGUGUGUCCACUGUUCUUGGACCCGCCUCACUCAGUGUCUGGUCAUUCUUGUGACACAUCAGAAUACUGCUGAAAUUUCGCCGCGUUGCCUUUACCAAAGACAUUUACCACGUAACAUUUAUAGCGGACGUUACCUCAAUAAGUAGUGACCUCAUCAGAACACGUGACAUCAUCAGAUCAUGCACAUUUUAGCCACAUCUUUUUGACAUUUUUUUUUACGACAAUGAAUGCUGCUGAAUGGUCCUCAGGCUCCACGUGUAGCGUCCAUGGCAACAUGGCUGCAUAACUGCAUGUGAAAAGUAUGUUAUCAAGUCUAAGGGGACCGGGGAUUACGUUUUGAGAAUCCCUUGACAUCGUUCUGUCUUACGCAUGGCUGUAAUACAACACAUGGAGGUAGACAGGGGCCUUAUGAGAAAAAAAACUCUGGUCUUCUAACUCCAUGUCUCAGUAUUAGUGAAGGAUUAUGAACACAAGAUACAAGGUGUCAACACACUGCCCCUUAGUGAUGACAUUUUCUGGUGCUAUAAAAUGUGUAUACUUUCUUUAAGGUUUGCCGUGAUUAUCUGACAUCAUUUUUUGGCUACAAGCCAUAAUAAAUUAUGUACAAUUAUAUUUUAUAACUAUGUGGAGAUAUUUCAUGGAGAUAUUAUAAUAGCAAAACUAAAUACAGCAGACGUCUGUUAAGAUUUUAUGCCGUAAACCAUGAUAAUAUAUAAACAAUGACAUUGCCUGGAUUUAUUGCGUAAUAAAAUGUGCCCAUUGUCAGUGGCGUAGCUAGUGGGUGCGUGGGUGGGGUGCGUGGAACGCACCCGGUGACACAACCCUAGCUACGUCACUGCCUAUUGUAUAGUAGCAUGCCAUUUAUUUGAAUUAAACAUCAAUUUGUGUACAGUUUGUGGUCACAUGCCAUUGUACAUUGUUUAUCAUUAUAAUGCCAUGAUAAAAUGUAUACAUUAUAUCUGUAUACCAUUUCAACAUGUCAUUAUCUGGGAUGUGUCCGACAUCUCCUAGUCAUCCAAUGACAACAGUUACAAAGAGAUGUCAUUCUUGCCUUUUGCAUAAUUAAAACAAUUAGAUUGUC